Molecule: messenger RNA, 1240 nt
Organism: Schizophyllum commune H4-8
Lineage: Eukaryota; Fungi; Basidiomycota; Agaricomycetes; Agaricales; Schizophyllaceae
Product: NmrA-domain-containing protein
Exons: 5
Coding region: 204-1154 (316 amino acids)
Source: RefSeq, a predicted model, not a curated record
GCGAACACUUCAUGAGGAUGUAGUCGCGGCAGGUCGACGCGUACGCUGCUCUGUAAGCUUUUGGACUUUAAUUUAUCCACGCGCGACAAGGUAUACACCCGCGCUGAGAAGCAGGAGUAUAAAGGACGUGGAGGGAGAGGGGGGAUCUUCACUUGCAUCUCUUCUCAUCCCCUUUUCCUCUACCACAAACAUAUUUUCUCAUCAUGGUCAAGCAAAUCAUCACCGUUCUCGGCGCCACUGGCAAGCAGGGCGGCUCUGUUAUCAAUAGCAUCCUCGCCGACUCCGCCGCGUCGAGCAAGUUCGCCCUUCGCGCGGUGACGCGCGAUGUGAACAAGGACAGCGCUAAGGCGCUCGCUGCGCAGGGCGCGGAGGUUGUCGCUGCUGAUAUGGACGACAAGGAGUCGCUGCGAAAGGCCAUCAAGGGCGCGCACGGCGUCUUUGCGGUCACCAAUUUCUGGGACAGCAUGAGCGGCGACAAGGAGAUUGCCCAGGGCAAAAACAUUGCCGAUAUCUGCAAGGAAGAGAACGUCCAACAUCUCGUCUGGAGCAGUCUUCUCAACGUCACCAAGCUCACCAACGGCGUCCUCUCUGAGGUCCACCAUUUCGACAGCAAGGCCAAGGUUGAAGACUACAUCCGCGAACUCGGCAUCCCUGCGACCUUCUUCCUCCCCGGCUUCUACAUGGCCAACAUCCCCGGCAUGAGCCUCCGCCCCUCUCCCGAGGGCAAGUGGACACUCGGCAUGGCGAUGCCCGAGGACGCCCCGAUUCCCCUCUUUGCCGCCGAGCGCGACACGGGCAAAUUCGUCAAGGCGAUCUUCAUGAAGCGCGAGCAGACGCUCGGCAAGCGCGUCUACGCGUCGUCGGGGUAUAUCACGCCGCUGCAGAUCCUCGAGGCGUUCAAGAAGGUGUACCCGACGUCGGGCAAGGAUGCGACGUUCCAGCGCGUGCCGAACGAGGCGUUCAAGGGGAUGUUGGGUCAGAUGGGUAUGCCUCCGGCUAUCCAGGAGGAGACGCUGCAGAACAUGCGCCUCGUGUACGAAUUCGGCUACUACGGUGGCGAGAAGCUCGACUGGAGCCAGUCGAUUGUCGACGAGCCGCUCACAACACCUGAGGAGUACAUCAAGGGCAACCCUGCUUUCUCUGGAGCGCACUGAGCCUUAGGAUUCAUGUAGAAUAAUGAAUGUCCCAGUUUGGUAUAAAUCUUGUAAAUACCACUUCCUGACUAAGGGAUCACUCCGUG